AUGGGGAAGUGUUGCCAACUAGUGAUGGGUCCUGCAGGCAGCGGGAAGUCGACAUAUUGUAAAUACAUAAAACAGUAUAUGAAUGAUUUGCAUCGCCAUCCUUAUAUGGUCAAUUUGGAUCCGGCCAUUGACCAGAAUUACUACGACAUUGAUAUUGACAUCAGAGAUUUAGUCACCGUGGAAGACGUGAUGGAAGAAAUGAGUUUUGGACCGAACGGUGCGCUGGUGUAUUGUUUGGAAUAUUUUUUGGAUAACCUUGAGUGGUUUGAUGAGAAGCUGGGCGACUACGACGACGAUUAUUUGAUCAUUGAUUGCCCUGGGCAAAUCGAGUUAUACAGCCAUUUACCAGUUAUGUCGAGAUUUGUGGAUUAUAUGAAGGAACAGAACUAUAACGUGUGUGCUGUCUUUCUUGUUGAUUCGCAAGUGCUCACCGACUCCACUAAAUACGUGAGUGCCGUGUUGUGCUGUUUGUCUGUGAUGUCGUCGCUUGAAAUUCCUCAUAUCAAUGUGAUGUCGAAAAUGGAUAUGUGGAGUAAAAAUUUGCAAGACCCAGAGACGUUCUAUGAUUUCUUAGACCAAGACCCCCUUUUCUCGUCUGACCUGGAUGAGAAAAUGGGAGAUAAGUACCACAGACUCAACGCUGCUUUGGUACAGUUAGUCCAAAGUUAUGCUCUUGUCGGGUUUACUCCAUUGAAUAUCAAAGAUGAAGACACUAUAGAUGUUCUCCUCCAGAAGGUAGAUACUUGUGUCCAAUAUUAUGACGAUGUAGAACCACAAGAACCUAAAGAUGAAGACGUGAAUGAAACUGAUUGA
Molecule: messenger RNA, 813 nt
Organism: Entamoeba invadens IP1
Lineage: Eukaryota; Evosea; Mastigamoebida; Endamoebidae
Product: transcription factor FET5, putative
Exons: 2
Coding region: 1-813 (270 amino acids)
Molecular function (GO): GTPase activity
Source: RefSeq, a predicted model, not a curated record